Molecule: messenger RNA, 648 nt
Organism: Aspergillus fischeri NRRL 181
Lineage: Eukaryota; Fungi; Ascomycota; Eurotiomycetes; Eurotiales; Aspergillaceae
Exons: 2
Coding region: 1-648 (215 amino acids)
Source: RefSeq, a predicted model, not a curated record
AUGGGGUAUAUGAAGUGCUCCACGAUCGUUGCAAUCGUUGCCAGAAUCAUCAUCAUCAUCCAUUCUCACAUCAUCCUUGACGAGAUCAACUGGAUCGUCAAGACAUCGUGUUUUUACAUCACCGGAAAAAGCCACAAGACCUUAGAAUCUCUAUCCACUCAGUCGCUCAACAUGUCGCAGUCGACGCGGUCAUCGAUGCUCCUGAACUUCCUCCUCCUGACCAUCCUAGCCCUAUCCUCUCUGGGGUCGUCUCGUCCCGUCUCUAAAUCAGGAAAUGGCUUGUCAAGAUCUGAUAUCCACUCGAGAUCUGCUAGUCCUAGUCCCAGAGUAGUCCCUUCAAACGGAGAAUACCGCGAAAGGCUCAUGAAGGAUAUCUUCGACUCACUCGGUCUCAGCGCCCUGAACAAGCUAGACGACUGGAAGAAGAAGCUGGAGGACUCCGACGUCAUCGACGACAGCAACAGCCCCAGCAACACCGUUACAGAAGAGAACAACGCCUCCAUCGUCGACGAACCCAAGAAUGGCUCGGAUGACGAGCAGACCGAGGACACACCGGACACCGUCGAUAUCGUGGAUGAUAUCCUCUCCACAAUGAUCGACAAGUUCCACGAGGCAUUCCUCACUCAGGAUGAGCUUACGCUGAUUUGA